AUGGGGCUUCCCGCCCGAGUCCCCCUGAUACGAAGGCUUCCAGUCCUCAUCGUGGGUGGUGGUCUGAGUGGGUUUACAUCAGCAUUGUCACUUCACAGAGCAGGAAUCCGCAACAAUAUUAUUACUCGUGAAACCAAGUUUACCCAACAUGCUCGUAGCGGGGUCUUCCUCGGCGGGUCUUCGAUUCGCAUUCUAGACAGGUUAGGAUUGGGACCUCAAUAUCGUUCCCUUGGAACUCCAUUGUAUCGCGCUGUGAUUGAAGAUGUUAACGGGAAGGAAAUCAUUUCAUUCCGCCUGGACGAUUACGGCAUGGAAGUGUGGAACGUUCCGCGCCAGAAUCUACAGCAGCUGCUGCUAGAAUCCAUCCCACCGGAUUCUGUACACUUCGGCACCAAAUUCCGUGCUCUCCACAUCAGUGAUGGUUCAGCUCAUGUUAAGGUGCAACAGGCCUUGGACCGGUCAGGUCAACUGAUCGAACCAAAGGCAGCCUACUUCGAGUCCAAGUUUGUUGUUGGCGCCGACGGAAAUAAUUCUGCAGUGCGCUCCUUCAUGUCACGUCCAGCCAUGACGUUCUAUUCGGGGACGUCCAUUUGGAGAGCAGUGGUCCAGAAUCAGGACACCGAAAAGUACCCCCUGCACAUUGGCAAGGAGGUAUGGGGAUUAAAGAAAAGGUUUGGGUUCGCACGAAUGAGCCCGGAUGAGGUCGUGUGGUGGGCUGUACUAACGGAUCUACCAGAAGUGCUCUUACGGCCUUUUGCGCCUCAUCUGCUACGUGAGUUCAGCGACUUUCCAGAGAUCACCAAAGACCUCAUCCUCUCUAUUGAAUCAGACCGCAGCAUUUAUCGCACUGAAAUGAAGCGUGUCUGGCCUGAGCAGUUUCCUUGGGUCGACCCCUCUUCUUCACGAAUUGCUUUAGUUGGUGAUGCAGGGCGACCUGAACAUUUCGGAAAUCUCCACAGCGGCCAUUCUUUUGCUGUGGAGGAUGGGUACUUUCUUGCUCACCACUUGGCGGAACAAAAUGAGAAGGGUAUGUUGCGAACCGGGCCCAAAUUAGGGCGUUACCAGGAAAGUAGACAGGAGCAAAUGAUUGCGACGAAGCAGUAUUCCGCGCGGCUAGAUCGUCUCUCCCUACCGCAGUCCAGGAUACAACGCUAUUGUGUUAGAAAGCUUUUACAUAUAUCAUUUGAAAGAAUGGCACUGCAUGGGACAGGUCCUAGGAUUCCAAUGUUUCAGGCAUGAUAGUGCCAACGUUGUAGUAUCACUUCUAGGUU
Messenger RNA from Chondrus crispus (carragheen), 1271 nucleotides. RefSeq lists its product as hypothetical. Gene Ontology annotation, molecular function: FAD binding; monooxygenase activity. The coding region runs from base 1 to 1239 and encodes 412 amino acids. NCBI's taxonomy places the organism in Eukaryota, Rhodophyta, Florideophyceae, Gigartinales, Gigartinaceae. The record is from RefSeq and is a predicted model, not a curated record. The transcript has 2 exons.